AUGCCACCGCCAAAGGUGCCCCCGGCACGGCGGCUGACUCCAGGCGAGGUUUUGGACCAGAUGAACGAGAAGGUUCAGACCUCAGAGCCGAAGGCCAGAGGGCCGGAGGGCCGCGGAGCGCGGCCAGAGAGGCCUUCGCAGCAGCGAAGGGAGACCGGACGGUCGUUUGAGCGCUUGGCAGACAAGCUGAACGACAAGACGGAGGCUCUCGCGACAUGCCAGGGAGAGGUCAACGUUUGCCAGCUCAACAUGGACGAUGCUGUGGCAAAGCGGCAAGCCCUGGAGACAAGAUACGCGGAGCUGCAGCAGAACUACGACAACCUGACCCUCCAGCACCAGGCGACGCUGCAGGCUAUGCAGCCGAUGGUCUCCAGCAAGCAGGAGUCACAGUCGUACCACGCUGCUUGGUGCACUGCAGAGGAAGGGCGUAUGAAGCUGCAGAGACAGCUCGAAGAGCAGAGCUCCAAGCACGCCAGUCAACUGGAGACCAUGAUGCGAGAGGUGAAGGAGAACGCGGAAGACAGGAGGGCUGGGCUGAUCAGGACACACGUCCAGCAAUUGAAGGAGAAGGACGUGCGCAUCACCGAGCUGAUGGAGGAAAACAUGCAGCUGAACGAGUUGCUGAAGAACCAGGGGAAGAGCAAGCCUGCUGAGCCGAAGCAGACUGGGAAGGAUGGGCAGCUGGCCUCCGUUGCGGGGGCAAGCCAGCGAAGGAGUGCAGCGGCUGUGCCACCGCGACCGUUUUUGACGGAGAAGCAGACAAAGGAGGCCAUCGAGAAAGACGUCAGCCUGGAGGACUGGCAUUCUUUUGCAUUUCGCUCCUUCAUUCAUUUCAUUGAUUCAAUGGAGGACCUGGACAAGCCGACCAAGCGGCCAGCAGUGACAGCGGCAGCGGGCAAAAAGAAGGCCAAGACGGAGAAGGCCCUGCUUCCCCGGCAGUGGCCAAAAGAUCACUUACUUGUGUCUGCUUGGAGGACAGUCGCCGUCGACCGAGCCCGAGCCCUCCGAUGA
Molecule: messenger RNA, 1011 nt
Organism: Symbiodinium sp. CCMP2592
Lineage: Eukaryota; Dinophyceae; Suessiales; Symbiodiniaceae
Source: the annotation of a GenBank genome assembly